CGUCGCUGGUGCCGGUGCGCGCUUCACCGCCCGCCCCGCUCCGCAGCCGCGCGGCCCGCCUCGUCCGGCUCGUUCUCUCGACUCGUCGCGGUCCCGCGCCCGCCCGCUCUCCUCCCAGCAGUGUGUCAGUGUGCCGGCGGAGAGGAUACCUUAGGCUGCGGGGCAGCAGCGCUCCUCCAGCCAUGGCGGCGACCUGGCGAACCCCCCUGGCGACGUGCGUGCUGCUCCUGGCAGCGGCCGCGCUGUCGGCCUCCGGGGACGCGAGCACCGCGCCGCCGACGGUCCCCACGGAGUCGGCCACCGCCGCGGUCAGCUCGGCGGCCACCGCGGCCGCGUCCACCAUCACCACCGCAGCUGUCCCCGCCGCCGCCGCCGCCACCGCGGCCGGCCCCGUCCCGGCGGGAGGGCACGGCCACCGCGCGUGGAGCGGCGCCGGCCACGCGGCCAAGCACUGCCCCAACCGCUGCGUCUGCUUCAAGACCACCGUGCGCUGCAUGUUCCUGCAGCUGGACCACGUGCCCAGGGUGCCGCCCGACACCACCAUCCUGGACCUCCGUUUCAACAAAAUUCGGGAUAUUCCUGCCAACACGUUCAAGGACAUGAAGAACCUCCACACUCUAUUGCUGAACAACAACCACCUGGUCCGACUCCAGAACGGCAUGUUCAACGGCCUGUCUGAGCUGAGAUACAUGUUCCUGUACAAGAAUCGCAUUCGCGAGAUCGACAGCAAAGUUUUCCGAGGGGUUCCGAAACUCGAGCAACUAUACCUCCAUUAUAAUGAGCUCGAAAAGAUUGCUCCAGACACAUUUUCAGCUAUGCCUUCGUUGCAACGAUUAUAUCUUCAUUUCAACAAGAUAGACAGGAUUCCAGGCCUGGCCUUCCUAGAAUUGCGGAACCUUGAACGACUGUUCCUCCACAACAACAAGCUACGGACCAUCCCCCCGAGUGCCUUCAGGAAUCUACAGUCGCUCAAGAGGAUCCGGCUGGACAACAACUGGCUGGUGUGCGACUGCAACGCCCUCUGGCUGGCCCGGCUACUGCGCGAGCGCGGCGUGCAGGGCGCCGCCACCUGCGCCUCGCCGCCCCAGCUGCAGGGCCGCCCCGUGGCCGAGCUGCGCGAGUCCGACUUCCACUGCAGUAAGCCCCGCAUCGUCAAGGAGCCCGACGACGUGGAGCUGGACUACGUCGGCCCCGUGUACUUCAAGUGCCAGGCGGAGGGCGACCCGCAGCCGCGCAUCGUGUGGCUCAAGGAGGGGCAAGAGGAGAUGAACCCCGGCGAGCCCGGCUACGAGUUCAUGUCGGACGGCACCCUCAUGGUGGAGGCGCCCUCCAUGGACCCGGUGGGCGCGUACGCGUGCGUCGCCAAGAGCGCCAUGGGCGAGGCCAAGUCACGGGUGGCGCGCCUGGUCACCAACAAGCGGAGGGAGCGCCCGGACAUCAGCCGGCCGCCGCGCGACUGGCAGGUGGCGCCCGGGGACACGGUGACGCUGGACUGCAGGGCGGUGGGCACGCCGCCGCCGCUCGUGUCCUGGACCCACAACGGCAGGCCCGUGGCGCACUCGCCGCGCUCCCUGAUCGCGACGGACGGCACCCUGGUGCUGACGGGGCUGCGCGCCGACGAGGCCGGCGAGUACCGCUGCACGGCCAGCAACGCGGUGGGGUCGACGAGCGCCUCGGCCCGCGUCACCAUCAACGAGACCAUAACGAUUCCGAGAGUGGCUCCCCGCAUCUCCUCGCGACCUGACAACCUGACGGUGAAGGCCGGCGGCACGGUGCUGCUGCGCUGCCGGGUCGACGGCUCGCCGAGGCCCUCGGUGGCGUGGUUCAAGGACGGGCGCACCGUGACGGCCGGCAGCCCCAGGACGACCAUCUCCAACACGGGGGAGGAGCUGCGCGUCGAGCACGCCAAGGAGGCCGACGGCGGGCUGUACGUGUGCCGGGCGGAGAACGCGGUGGGCUCGGCCGAGACCAUGGCGCGCGUGCAGGUGGUGGGCCUGGGCGGGCUGCAGCAGCAGGGCCCGCGGCCGCGCGGCCGCGUGCGCCUCGUGCACCACCCCUUCAACAUGGAGGCCAUGGUCGGCACGAGCGUGGAGAUCCCGUGCAGCGCCGAGGCCGACAACGGGCAGCCGCUGCUCUCGUGGCGCAAGGACGGCCAGAGCGUCACGCUCGGCCCGCGGCUGCGCGUCGGCCGCGUGGGCAGCCUGCGGAUCUACAACGUGACCCUGGAGGACGCCGGCCUGUACGAGUGCAUCGCCACGGACGGCGCCGAGGAGGUGUCCGCCAAGGGUCUGCUGGCCGUCAGGGGGGACGUGCCCGCCCCGGGCAGCGGCCCCUUUGCCGCCCCGGGCGACCAGUUCGUGCGCCAGGCGUUCGGCGAGGCGUCGCUCGCCGUGGACCGCGCCGUGAACGCGACGCUGCGCGCCUUCCAGCAGGCCGAGCGUAACCACGCCACGCUGUACCGCGCCAUCCGCUUCCCGGACGCAAGCGCCAGAGACGUGGCCAGGGCCGCGGACGUGUUCGAGAAGACCCUCAUCAACAUCAGGAGGCACGUCGAGGCCGGAUCGAAGAUGAACGUCACGCAGGAUUUCAACUAUACGGAGCUGCUGUCACCCAAGCAGCUGCAGCUGGUGGCCAACCUCUCUGGCUGCAUGGCACACAGGCCUACGGUGGACUGCUCCGACAUGUGCUUCCACCUCAAGUACCGCACGGUGGACGGCACCUGCAACAACCUGCAGCACCCGAUGUGGGGCGCGUCGCUGACCGGCUUCCGCCGAGUGCUGCGGCCGCAGUACGAGAACGGCCUGAGCACGCCGAUCGGCUGGAACAAGAACGUCAAGUACUUCGGCUACCCCAAGCCCUCGGCGCGGCUCGUCUCGACGAGCAUCAUCAAGACUGAGGCCAUCACGCCCGACCCCAGCAUCACGCACAUGGUGAUGCAGUGGGGCCAGUUCCUCGACCACGACCUGGACCACGCCAUCCCCUCGGAGACCAGCACCAGCUGGGACGGCAUCGACUGCAAGAAAUCGUGCGACUACGCCGCCCCCUGCUACCCCAUCGAGGUGCCGCCCAACGACCCGCGCGUCAACAACCGGCGCUGCAUCGACUUCAUCCGCAGCAGCGCCAUCUGCGGCUCUGGCCAGACGUCGGUGCUGUUUGACGGCAUGCAGCCCCGCGAGCAGAUCAACCAACUCACGUCCUUCGUGGACGCGUCGCAGGUGUACGGCUUCUCGGACGAGCAGGCGCGCGGGCUGCGCAACCUGACCAACGAGUGGGGCCGCCUGCGCGAGGGGGCGGCCUACCAGUUCAGCGACAAGCCCUACCUGCCGUUCCCCAACCCCGGCGAGGCCAUGGAUUGCCGCAGGUGA
Molecule: messenger RNA, 3365 nt
Organism: Frankliniella occidentalis (western flower thrips)
Lineage: Eukaryota; Metazoa; Arthropoda; Insecta; Thysanoptera; Thripidae
Product: peroxidasin
Exons: 17
Coding region: 183-3365 (1060 amino acids)
Biological process (GO): response to oxidative stress
Molecular function (GO): protein binding; peroxidase activity; heme binding
Source: RefSeq, a predicted model, not a curated record